AUGGAGACCAGAGCUCUUCCAUUCAAUGAUACAGUUCGCCUUGCUCUAUCUAAAAAACUCAAGCCAACGUUUGCUUUGCUGAAUAAAAUCAUUGGUGUUCUAGGAAGCAGUUCUCCUUCAAAACAAAUAGGAGAAGAGGAGGUUAAUAAGAAAGAAGAUAUUGAUCACAAGGGUAAUGAAUCUUGUGGAUCAAGGAAAAAAGGCAAAGCCAUUUCUGAAGAAGAAUAUGAAGAAAAUAUGACUGGAGUGGAAAAGGCUGAAAGAAAGUUAUGGGAUAAAGAGCUUGAUGAGCUCAAUGCUCUCUGA
Molecule: messenger RNA, 306 nt
Organism: Lactuca saligna
Lineage: Eukaryota; Viridiplantae; Streptophyta; Magnoliopsida; Asterales; Asteraceae
Source: the annotation of a GenBank genome assembly